Molecule: messenger RNA, 1429 nt
Organism: Branchiostoma floridae (Florida lancelet)
Lineage: Eukaryota; Metazoa; Chordata; Leptocardii; Amphioxiformes; Branchiostomatidae
Product: serine/threonine-protein kinase pdik1l-B-like
Exons: 6
Coding region: 44-1021 (325 amino acids)
Biological process (GO): protein phosphorylation
Molecular function (GO): protein kinase activity; ATP binding
Source: RefSeq, a predicted model, not a curated record
CAGGAAUCUGGACCGAACGACCACCCUGCAAUUGCUAUGUGACAUGGCAGAGGGCGUGGCUUAUCUGCACGGCAGGAACAUUGUCCACAGAGACUUAAAGCCGGAGAACCUUUUGGUGGAAAACUCUGGGCCGCGACCAGUUGUCAAGAUUGCAGAUUUUGGUCUAGCCCGUGUUUGUGGACAGACUGGCGCAGGCGGGUUUAAUAUCAACCAGUACUACAUGGACACAAUUGCUGGUACUCGGUAUUACUGGCCACCUGAGAUGUUACGGCAUAUGCUAGCACAGCAAGCCGACCAGGUGACGUACACCGCUAAGACUGACAUCUGGGCCAUGGGCAUCAUCAUAGCUGCCAUCUUGGAUCGGAUGAUAGACCCUUUAAGACCAGGAAAACUUCAGCCUGUCAUUCCAGUAGAUGAGCAAGCCAUGCCCGUGGCUGAGGCCAUCCUUAGGUACCCGGGUUUCCCCCUGGCAGACAUGCUGAUGAAGAGUGAACCACCAGGAUCUCGUGUCAAGGACCUAGCCCUGUCCAUGUUGGCAGUGAACCCUCACCAGAGGCCAACAUCUGACCAGGUCCUUCGCAGCCUCAGACACAUCACCAACCCAUCUAACAGGGCAAAUGUCCCAGGGCCUCCAGCAAUGCCGCCACCAGUUCCGCACAUUCCAUCGAUGCCUGCACCACCUCCUUACACCUCAUCGCUACCACCUUCUUAUUCGUCAGCGAUGCGCUCUCCUUGCCCUUUGGCAAGGCCCCCAUCACCUAUGCACACCGUUGUGGAGAUCCCGGUUGAGAGUUCAGAACGUGACUCUGAAAAUCAGACAUCUUGGAUGGCCUGCUGCUGUGCUGCAUGUUGGAAGUGGGACUCGGACAAGAAGUUUUACUCCCUGGCUGGGAAAGGUCUCGGAUGGGUGAUUGUGCUGCUGAUCAUGUGGGUUAUUGCCAUCGCAGUAGUGUUUUAUCUUUUUCCCAUCUUCUUUUGCUAUUACUUGUAUUGUCAUAAGCAUUGUUGUGAUGACUCCUAAUUCUUCAGUUUCCUUUCAAUUGUGUUUACUCGAAUCUGACAUUCUUAGACUUACUGACCAUUGACCGUUUGCAAAGGAGUCAUGAUUCUCAUGAAACAAGACUGGUACAGCACUGCAUGGGCCCAACAGUAAUGACAAAAUGGAGAAAGAUACAACUAAUUCUCUGGGAAACUGAAACAACUUUUGGCCCUGUGCAAAGAAUGUAAAGAUUACCAAGAAUACAGUGCCAUAGAGAUAAAUCCCAGGCUACCAUAGUGUCAAUGGAACGAGGGACUUACAUUUUUUGUCGUGUUGCAGCCAGCUGUGACGUCAUGGGCAGUACCUGCUUGUCCAUAAGUCUGUAACAUAUUCUAUAACAUAGAAUAGAUUGGUGGCAUACAAACUGGAACCUGACACGUAGGUCACUGC